AUGUCCGGCAAUCUGUACUAUCACCACGGACGCUUCCCCGUUGCCGGAGGCGUGCUGCCUGACGCUGUCACCGCCUAUCGGCUCUAUGGAGACCCUUCCAAGCCUUGUAUCGUGUUCCCAACCUGUUAUGGGGGGCGCCUCGAGCGGCAAGAGUACAUGAUCGGACCGGGCAAGGCUCUCGAUACCGACGAGUACUUCGUCGUGACGAUCGCACUGUUCUCGAACGGAGAGCCAGUCCCUUACAACGGACCGUACUUCCCAGACGUAUCCUACGAAGAUAACAUACGUGCACAGCGCGCGCUGUUAGUCGAUCAUCUGCACAUCACCAAGAUCUUCUCCGUCAUAGGCUUCUCGAUGGGCGGGCAACAAGUCGAUCGGCGAUCUAACUCGCCCGUUCCAAGCUUCCUAGAAGGCCCCAAGGCUGCACUGAUCGCGUCGAAAGACUUCAAUGAAGGACACUACACCUCGACGCCUCAACACGGCAUCCGAGCUUUUGCGCGCGUCUAUAGCGCUUGGGCAUACGGGCAGGCUUGGUACCGCCAGCACAACCACCUCUUCUCAGGGAAAUACUCCAACCUGAACUCCUUCAUCCGCGAAGAGUGGGAGCAGCGCUAUGUAUCGAGCUGGGACGCCAACGACAUGCUCUUUCUCCUCCGAACAUUGCAGAACGGCGACGUCUCGCAAAUACGGGACGGUGGUGAUCUGGAGCGAUGCUUGAAGAGUAUCAAAGCGAAGAUGCUGGUGAUGCCGUGCAAGACGGAUCUUUAUUUCACGCCGGAGGACUGUGAGUAUGAGGUUGGGCUGUUGGAGGAGGGGAUGGGGAGGUUGGAGGUCAUCGAGUCUAUUUGGGGCCACGUUGCUGGAGGCGGGGCAGACUUGGAAGAUCUUUCGUUCAUGACAUCCAGGAUCAAGGAGUUCUUCGCCGAGCGCUGA
Messenger RNA from Peniophora sp. CBMAI 1063, 933 nucleotides. NCBI's taxonomy places the organism in Eukaryota, Fungi, Basidiomycota, Agaricomycetes, Russulales, Peniophoraceae. The record is from the annotation of a GenBank genome assembly.